CGUAAGUACAUAGGAAGUAUUGAACUCGAAUAUUGCUCAAGAUGCAUGUGAAAUAUUGGAUAACGAACCGGUGACUGCCGUCGAAUUUCUGAGGAUGGGGCCACCUCCUGUGGUGACAGGGCUGUCACCCAAAGAGGGACCUCCAGGCACAAAGGUCACAGUUCGUGGGGAAAAUCUUGGCACAAGUCAGCAGGACUUAGUGUGUGUGCUGAUAGGAGAAUGGGACUGCUCCCUGACGGCUGAUUGGCACAGUGCCAACAAGAUCGUCAUCCUGUCGGGUACGUCACGGGGCUUCUGUGACGUCAUCAUCACAACCCGCUCGGGUGGCACCGGCUCGUGCACUGUGAAGUUCAAAGGCGUGGACCAGGUGGUGGGACAUCUGAAGGAGUCGGCCGUGUGGCUGAAAGACUUCGACUCAGAACGCGAGGAGAUCCUGCAGGAGCUCGUCUCCACGCACAACCUCGGUCAGGAAGACGUCCUCGGCAUCUCAAUGGAGGGAUACGAGGUCAAGUACCCGGAGGACGAGCUGGAGACGCUGUUCCCGAGCCGCUCCGGCAGCCUCUUCUCCGAGUCGUUCCACCCGGCCUGGUUCUUGUUGGAGAACCACCACCAGAGCGGCUACGAUGACCUGCGCGCCGGGCUGAGCUUCCUUCGGCGCAAGGUCAACGCCGAGAAGGAGGGUCAGCUCAGCUUCCUCAAGGACUACGCCGGCCUGGUGAUCGACCAGCUGGACGCCCUGUCGGAGAUGCGAGAGCUGUUUAAGCGGCACACGUCCGACCACGACCCCAUGGUCACCAUGGACCAGGCCAUUAACGCGAGCAAGGACGAGGCGGACAAGCUGUUCCAGGACGUGCUGCGGCGCAAGGACCGGGCCGACUCGACGCGCUCGGCACUGGCCGUGCUGCAGCGCUACCGCUUCCUCUUCUACCUCCCCGUCAGCAUCGAGCGCAACAUGCGCCGACGCGAGUUCGACGUCAUCAUCAACGACUACGCCAAAGCGCGCGGCCUAUUCGCGGAUACGGAAGUUCAGGUCUUCAAGCAGGUGAUGGCUGUCGUUGAGACGAAGAUAGCCAACCUCCGGGACAUCCUGAAGACGAAGCUCAAGGAAGUCAAUGGCUCUUUUGAGGAGCAGAAGCAGAUCAUUCGGUACCUGGUCAGCCUGGACACACCCGGAGACGUCGGCUGGGAGUGUAUCCUCUCGGAGCACGCCUUCAUCCGCGCCGUGCUCACCUCGUGUCGCGAGCAGUACGCCUCCCCUGGCGGCGGUGGCGGUGCGGCGACAGCCGGCGCCGGUUCUGGCGCCGCCGUCGACGCCCAGACGACGGCGCCGCCUAUCGUGCUGUUCAUUGAGGACGUGGCUGACCGGAUGACUGGGAAAUUCCCGGGACUCUUCAAACUGGGACAGUGCUACUUCCAAGGCGAGCUGUACAGCACACCCGAGUCGGCCCGCAAGCCAGACUUCAAGCGGCUGGUGAGCAGCGUGGUGGAGGUGUGGUGCGCCCUGGUGCGCGGCGCGCUGCUGCCCCACACGGCCGACUCGCCGGAGCUGGCCUGGAGCGACACUCUUCGCGAGCCCGUCUGGCUGCAGGCCUGCCUGCGAGAGGUCACCGCCACCUACGGUAGUCUGCAGCUGCUCGGCGUGGCGCCCGAGGCGCUCGACGAGGUCAGCCAGCUCGUGUUCGACCUCAGGAAGCACUGCCUGAUGACCAUGUUCCGGCGCACGAUGGAGGCCGUGCGUCAGCUUCCCGGCCGCGACGCCUGGACGCUGGAGCCCUCCCUGGACGCCAGCGGAUACGGCUGCACCCGGCUGCUGACCCAGUUCAUGACUUCGGUGACGGACGUGGUGGUCCAGGCCGAGGAGCAGGUGCUGACGGCCGGGCCGCAGGAGACGCCCCUCAUGCAGAACGAGACGGUCCGCAAGGACGUGGUCGUGCUCGUCUACAACCUGGUGGCGACCUUCGCGCAGGUGCUGGAGCGUCUGGCCUUCGAGGACGCCGAGUCCGAGGAGGGCUCGGGCUCCGAGGAUGGCGCGCCGGCCGUGGCCGAGGCGCCGAGCGUUGAGUACCGGCUGCUGGUGGUGCUCUCCAACUGCCACGUGCUGCGUGUCAGCCGCGCCCCCCAGCUGGCCGACGUGUUCACCUCGCACGGGUUCCCGGCGGCCGAGGUGCAACAAGGCCUGCAGAAGGUGACGGACGUGCUCUCCGACCUCGAGCAGAAGCUGUUCGAGGCGUACAUGGAGGAGAAGGCUGACCCCAUCCUCGGCAUAGUGGAGAUGAGCAUGUACCAGGGCCGGUUCGACUGGUCCCACGUGCUGAGGCCGCCCACGGACGUCCGCGGCUAUGUCAAGGAGGUUAUCAUGAACUGCAUCGGCGUCCACCACGAGGUGUACUCCGUGUCGCCGCUGCUGGUGCGCCGCGUGCUCUGUAACCUGGUGGAGGGCGUGGCGGAAGAGCUGAGCCGCCUGAUGACGUCAGUGGUGCGGAUGACGCCGGCCGGCGGACAGCAGGCCCGUCUUGACCUGGCCGCCCUGCAGGAGACGCUCCAACUGUACGUCACCGAGGCGGCCAGGCUAUCGUUCGUUGAGGCCUCGGAGUCGCUUCCCAACCAUCAGGACCCGGCCGGCGACAAGCGGCUGGUGGAGGAACUUUUGAAGAAGUUCCGCGCCAAUAUGAAGCUGCAAAUCAUGUGCUUCACCAAAGAGCCCAGUCUCGAGGACUUUCCGUCCGACUGAAACGGGGCGUUGUUAGAUAUCGGCCGGCCGUGGAACAUCAGCGCAUGGGCGGUCCUCUGCCCCGUGAACCAGAAAGUGGCAUUCCGUCAAGGUCGUGCAUGCGGGACCCACCCGCGGUGGUCGGGGGCUGUGAUUGGUCGGCCGGGUGAUGUCAGACGCGGCGUGAGCCAGUUGACGGCGUAGGCGGCGAUCACCAUAGCGAUGUGAUGUGAAGUUCGUCGCAGGGAUGGGUCGAUGGGCAGUGGUCGGCAGGCUCUUGCCGAACCGUUCGCGGUCAUAUGCAUGUUCUGCGUCACCAUUGGUUGAUCCGCGAUGAAAGCACUGAUUGGUGGAUGUGACCGCCCAGUAGUGGACUGUGGGCGGUGGCGGCCGAGCUAGAACUCUGGUACACUGUAUAAGGAGGAUGUAGUUGCUACGAGUGCUACUGGCAAUUUGUGUGUUGCCAGCUGACAUGAAUUUUCCUUUGGCACGCGUUUAUUUAUUUUGCAGCGUAUUUAUGUAUGGUCGUGUGACAAAGAUAUGUCUGUAAGAAAUCUGUACCAAGAAAUCCCAUUUUCAUAAGAUUAAGCGCAAGGCCCAACCCUCAAAAACGGCAAAAGGUAUAUGCCCAUAUGACUGGGACACUGGAAUGCCCAUUUCCAGCAAGAAGACGCGUUAUGCAUUUUUCCGAAGAUCAUUUUAUUGCUAUCUACAUUUAUAUAGAGCACAUAAUGCCACGCAGUUUAUCCUGUAGUAUUGGGGUGGCUUCGGCAGACCGUCGCGUAUUUGUAACGUUCCGUGUGUACGAGAACGGAAGGCGUGCGCAUUCAUGAUCUUUCGUGUACUCGUCGCGUUUUGAUGAGCUCCGCGCUGCGGAUUGGUCCGGUAGAGUGCAGUUACUAGGUACUUUUGAUAAUAUACCAAUUGACACCACCAGCGGCAAUCGUGUAGAAAAUCCAGUUCCAUAUCUCGCGUGUUGACGCUUGUGAACUGAAGUCUUCAAUCGAAAUUAGUAUAGCGUCGUCAGGCCAGACCAAAACAUUUCUGGGUCAGCGGAUGAUGGUACUCGG
Pollicipes pollicipes is the source of this 3780-nucleotide messenger RNA. RefSeq names its product exocyst complex component 2. The transcript has 19 exons. Gene Ontology annotation, cellular component: exocyst. The record is from RefSeq and is a predicted model, not a curated record. Lineage: Eukaryota; Metazoa; Arthropoda; Thecostraca; Pollicipedomorpha; Pollicipedidae. Bases 95 to 2731 code for a protein of 878 amino acids. Gene Ontology annotation, biological process: exocytosis; Golgi to plasma membrane transport.